Messenger RNA from Staurois parvus, 350 nucleotides. NCBI's taxonomy places the organism in Eukaryota, Metazoa, Chordata, Amphibia, Anura, Ranidae. The record is from the annotation of a GenBank genome assembly.
UCAUGCUGCUGCCAAGUCCAGAGUCUCUCAUGGGUCCCUGUACGGCCUCCCAUUGCUGCUGUCUCCAUCGCCACACUCUGCUGCCAUGUGCCACUUUCAGGUCUCUUCACACUGCUGGUGUGUUAAAUUUUUUGACAUAGGGUGCAGGCAGAUUACGGGCCUCACAUAGCUGCUGCCAGGCCCCUAAUCUGCCAUGGGCCCCUUACCGCCUCCUCAUGCUGCUGCCAAGUCCAGAGUCUCUCAUGGGUCCCUGUACGGCCUCCCAUUGCUGCUGUCUCCAUCGCCACACUCUGCUGCCAUGUGCCACUUUCAGGUCUCUUCACACUGCUGGUGUGUUAAAUUUUUUUGAC